GGUAUCCCGUGAUGCAUAGCGACUCCGCCUCGCUAGAAGGCACGUUCUGGCCUCGCUAGUCAAGAGCAAGCUUUCAGACCCAGCCAGAGAGCGCUCUCCGUUCCUAUAGCAACUGCGCCAGAUCCAGCUCUGGGAAGGAAGAGAGAUGGAAUUGAAAAGGUUGGGCGUGUCCUGGCGAUUCUUGAUGGUUCUGGUUCUGAUCCUGCAAAGCCUGUCUGCAUUGGAUUUUGACCCAUACAGAGUCCUAGGGGUCAGCCGCACGGCCAGUCAGGCUGACAUUAAAAAGGCAUAUAAGAAGCUCGCUCGGGAAUGGCAUCCUGACAAAAACAAAGACCCUGGAGCCGAGGACAGGUUCAUUCAGAUCAGCAAGGCAUACGAGAUCCUGUCCAAUGAGGAAAAGAGGACAAACUACGACCACUAUGGUGAUGCCGGUGAGAACCAAGGCUACCAGAAGCAGCAGCGCGAACACCGCUUCCGCCAUUUCCACGAGAACUUCUAUUUUGAUGAGUCCUUUUUCCACUUCCCCUUCAAUGCGGAGCGGCGGGACUCGGGUGACGAGAAGUACUUGCUGCACUUCUCACACUACGUGAAUGAAGUGCUUCCCGAGAGCUUCAAAAGACCCUACCUCAUCAAGAUCACGUCAGACUGGUGCUUCAGCUGCAUCCAUAUCGAGCCUGUCUGGAAGGAGGUGGUCCAGGAACUGGAAGGACUGGGUGUGGGGAUUGGUGUCGUCCACGCUGGGUACGAAAGGCGCCUGGCCCAUCACCUGGGAGCACACAGCACCCCCUCCAUCCUUGGGGUCAUCAGUGGGAAGAUCACCUUCUUCCACAACGCAGUGGUCCAUGAAAACCUACGGCAGUUCGUGGAGAGUCUUCUCCCAGGAAACUUGGUAGAGAAGGUCACAAAUAAAAAUUAUGUGCGGUUCCUCUCUGGCUGGCAGCAGGAGAAUAAGCCACACGCCCUCCUGUUCGGCCAGACACCAGCAGUGCCACUGAUGUACAAGUUGACGGCCUUCGCAUACAAGGAUUAUGUGUCGUUUGGAUACGUGUAUGUCGGCUUGAGAGGUGUGGAAGAGAUGACCAGGCAGUACAACGUCAACCUCUAUACCCCCACCAUGCUCAUCUUCAAAGAGCACAUAAACAAGCCCGCUGAUGUGAUCCAGGCUCGGGGACUGAAGAAGCAGGUCAUCGAGGACUUCAUCGCCCAAAACAAGUACCUGCUGGCCUCCCGGCUCACCAGCCAGAGGUUGUUCCAUGAACUCUGCCCUGUGAAGCGGUCUCACCGACAGAGAAAAUACUGCGUGGUUUUACUGACAGCUGAGACUAACAAAGUGAGCAAACCCUUUGAAGCCUUCCUGUCAUUUGCCCUGGCAAACACUCAAGACACGGUACGGUUCGUGCAUGUCUACAGCAACCGACAGCAGGAGUUUGCCAGCACAUUGCUACCGGACAUGGAAGCUUUCCAGGGGAAGUCAGGGGUGUCCAUCUUGGAAAGGAGGAACACAGCGGGGAGGGUGGUGUUCAAAACCCUGGAGGAUCCCUGGACCGGCAGUGAGAGCGAUAAGUUCGUCCUUUUGGGUUAUCUUGACCAGCUGCGGAAGGAUCCAGCAUUUCUGUCUUCAGAAGCUGUGCUCCCUGACCUGACUGACGAGCUGGCUCCUGUAUUUUUCCUCCGGUGGCUCUACUCUGUUUCUGACUACCUCUCGGACUUCUGGGAGAGCCUGCUUCACAGUAACUGGCGGGAGAUGAUGCCCCUGCUGUCCCUCAUCUUCUCGGCCCUCUUCAUCCUCUUCGGCACGGUCAUGGUCCAGGCUUUCAGUGACUCAAAUGAGGAGCGAGAGUCGCACCCUGCAGACAAAGAGGAAGUCCCCGAGAAGGCUGGGAAGACUGAGCCGAGCUUCACCAAAGAGAGCAGCAGCAAGAUUCCUAAGAAAGGCUUUGUGGAGGUGACUGAACUCACAGAUGUGACGUACACCAGCAAUUUGGUACGCCUGAGGCCUGGUCACAUGAAUGUGGUCCUGAUCCUGUCCAAUUCCACUAAGACAAGCCUCCUGCAGAAGUUUGCUUUGGAAGUCUACACAUUCACCGGGAGCAGCAGCCUCCACUUCUCCUUCCUGACACUGGACAAACACCGGGAGUGGCUGGAGUAUUUGCUAGAGUUUGCUCAGGAUGCGGCCCCGAUCCCAAACCAGUAUGACAAGCACUUUAUGGAACGAGACUACACUGGCUACGUGCUGGCCCUGAACGGUCACAAGAAGUAUUUCUGCCUUUUCAAGCCACUAAAGACAGUGGAUGAGGAGACUGUGGCCUCCUGUGACCCUGACUCCUCCCGAGGGAAGCCUUCCUGUGGCCUUGGCCCCAAGCCCCUCAAAGGCAAGCUGAGCAAGUUGUCCUUGUGGAUGGAGCGCCUGCUGGAAGGCUCCUUGCAGAGGUUCUACAUCCCGUCGUGGCCUGAGCUGGACUGAGCGAGGCCUCCAGAGGAUAGCGGGCCCCAGGAACAGGGAUUUUAAGAGAGUCUCCAUUGUAGAUUUCUCUUCUAGAGCCAUGGCUAGAAGACCUUUCCUCUGUCACCUAGGAGUAAAGCACGCAGGUUUGACCACUAGAUGAACAUCUUCCUUCCCCUUCGGGUUUUCUCCCCUGGAUGAAUGCCGCACUACUUCAGUAGACUGCCCAGCCCCUCUUCUCUGCUGUCCCUAUAACGUGCUCACACCCCUGUCCUUACACUGCAGAAACCCAGGGCUUGACCCUGAGCCGUGCCUGGACCAACCUCAGGAUCUUCAUGAGCCUGUCUCAUGGGGUGGGUCACUCACCUCUCCCCCAGCCCCUGCAGCAGGCUCCUGCUGGCCCCUGCUUGGCCUCUGCCAAGGUGUGUGCUCUCAACACGGGAAGCCACCACGGCUUCUAGGUCCUCCGUCUUCAAAAGAGGCCUAGUGUGCAAGCAGUUUUCUAUGUGGUUGUGCUUCUGGGAGCAAGCAGUGAGAAGUAUAUUUUGGGGGUAUCCCCCACAACAGUCGGCCAAGCAUGGUUUUGAGAAGAAAGGGGUGAGCAGGGGGUGAAGGUGCAGCAUUCACAUUUAGUCUCCCGACCGAGAGGGAGGGUGAGCACUGGCUGGAGGCGCAGAGCCCUGUGACCCUGCGUGCACUUCCCUGCCCGUCCCCUUCCCUCACCGCACUCUGUCAGCACCAGCACAGCCAGGGUGUCUGCCUUGCCAGCACUGGAGUGGCUGAGCUGCUGACCUGUCCCCAGAGGCCUUUUUGCUUCUGGGUUUUAGAGUUUGAUACUAGGAGCCAUAUCCUGUGAUCUUGUUCUCUGAACAUAGAUAAGCUGCUAUAGAGCCAGUAGAUUUAAGAUGGCAGCACUUAGUCCUACCCACCAAGAGCUAGGUGCAGGAGCCCUUCCUGCCUCGCUCUCCAGUAAAACGCCAGGUGUGUCUUCAUACCAAGGAACCUGACCUCUCUGACAAUUGCAUUUUGAACAUUGUUGUCCCCAAAGAGCUGAAUCUUCAGGUCGUCUCUUGUGACUGUGAGCGGAGACUUGUCCGGACUCCUGUCAGUAGGCAGCUAGCUAGCAUCCUCCUUCUGGCGUCCCUGCUUCACUGUUUCCUCCUUCCCUUAUUGCUGCUUCCCGCUGCCAGAUCACACCCAUCAGCUCCAGUUCGCCUGGCUCCACGCACCUUGAGCUCAGGGCCGGAUCAUGCUCGCCCGCUCAAGGGCAUACCCUUGUUUUUAGAGCCAACCCAUGAGGGGAGUUUGGACAACUGUCACACAUGAUGUGUUCUACUGUCAAGCAAGUGCCCUUUUGUAAAGGGAAGGGCACAAAUCAGGGACCGGACAUUCACUCAGUGAGUAUUCUCCAGUUGUAAUUGCUUUGAACCAAGCACCUCGGAUCCUGACUACUUUAAACACUGAGCUCCAGUGGUAAGUGAGAAAUUAUUUGAACCCAGGAACUCUGUAGUUUUCAAAGAGUCUUUAGCUUUAUUAAAAAGUAAAGAAAACACUGCCAGGCUUCAUUCUUCCAUCUGCCCCUCUAGCAGUACAUGCCGAUUCUCCAUGGUUCUCGUGUGCCUGGCCCAGCUAGAAAGGGUGAAGGCAGUCUUGGCUCCUGGAGGCUGAGGAUAAGCUGGGGUAGAACACUUGCCAGGCAAGUGCAAAGCCUGGGGUCCACCCCCAGUGUCUCACACACAGAUGGGUUUUUUUCAUUCUUCCUCUAUUUUUAUGGCUGGGUUCCUCUUAUGAGUUUGUUUUAACUCAUUGAUAGAUUUUUGUCUUUACGUUUCUGGAACCGGUCAAAUCCCUUGACAUGUAAUUUCUGAAAACCAAAAACUCCCCAGAUGUUUGUUCUCUUCUCAAAACUGUACCAAGAAGAUAAAAUGUCUUUCCAUUCAAGGGGGUAGAGAGGAGUGGGGACGGGAUUGGCAUAAUCCCUGCAGACCCGAUGGAGACGGGUAUCUACCAAGGACAUCAUGCAACUUUGAUUUGCUUGCUUGCUUGCUUGCUUGCUUUAAAACAAGAGUCUGACUAUGUAGCCCAGGCUGGCCUCCAACUCAAGGCCCUCCUGCCUCAGCCUCCCAAGUACCGGGAUUCCAGGCGCGCACCACAAGUCUACCUUUGACAGAUACAAGCCUUUCUUCCUGAAUGUUGUUUCUAUGAAUUGUUUAUUUUUGUGUCAAAUAUGAGCUAUAUUUAUGCUCAGCCAAAUGCCAAGGUUUCUCAUCCUAAUGAAUGUAGUCUCACAGGACCCAAUUUCGGCUCAGAUACUGCUGUGUGAGGAGUGGGUAUCUGCUCAAGGCAGCCUGUGAGUCAUGUUCAGUAGCUGGGGGAAAGUCCAGUCAGUCUGUGGGGUGCCCUCUCCCUGCUGCUGGGAUCACCUGCGGUUGGCCUAACCCAAGUUAAUAAGCUGCCUGAGACAUUGGAGGAGGCCACUCUCCCUGUCACUUGCCAACACCCAAAACAGUUUGCUUGGCGUUUUCAGAAGGGUCAGUCUCCUCAUUUGCAGCCACCAUUGAUGUGUUUGCUGAAAAAAUAGAUCUGAGCCGUCUGCUUUGCUUCAGCUAGGGACUAGAAGAUAUACCCAGCCUCUCCGGUUUGGUUUGGGUUGGUUUGGUUUUUCAAAGUAGAAGACCAUCUGGGGCUCAAGCUCAGCGGUAAAGCACUUGCCUAGGGAGUAUGUGAUCCUCUUGAUUUGAUCCCCAGUGAUGGGGCGGGGGGCGGGGGGGGGGGCGGAAUUAGGUACAAUCCCUUAAAUGUUGAUGCAGAGAUGUGGUGGCACAUGCCUGUAAUCCCAGCAGUCGGGAAGCAGAGGCAGGAAAAUCCGGACUUGGGGGUCAUCCUUAGCAUGAGCAGGUGAGACCAGCUUGGGCUAUAAGACAAAUGAUCCCAGACUGGGGCGGGGCGUGAGAGUGCUUGUGUAGUGCUUGGGGAGGCUCCGUGGUCUUCAGUCCUAGCACCGUAACUAAGUAAACAGGUAAAUCGUUGUUAAGAAGAGGAUGCGGAUGAAAUGUCAGCUGUGUCCACGUGUCCACGUGCCCUUGAAAACAACGGCGGGACAGAAUCUGCUGCCAUUGUUAGAAAGGAUAGCUGUACCUGGAGGCAGAUCUGAGAGGAAGGUGGCUAUUUUGCACUUUUGAUACUACUAAGAACAAAUAAUUUAUUUGACAAAUUGUGUCUUUUAUGUUUUAUGUUUUUCCUUUUCAGUUUUGUUUGGUUUGGUUUUGUAUUGUGAACAGGCACUAAAGCUAAUGUUAUUUUGUUUUAAGAAUAUUACGGACUGGAAACAAAUAAACUAUUUUAAUGUGUGA
Messenger RNA from Mus musculus (house mouse), 5796 nucleotides. It is a transcript of the gene Dnajc16, whose product is annotated as DnaJ heat shock protein family (Hsp40) member C16. The coding region runs from base 146 to 2464 and encodes 772 amino acids. Gene Ontology annotation, biological process: regulation of autophagosome size. Gene Ontology annotation, cellular component: endoplasmic reticulum membrane. The transcript is spliced from 15 exons. The record is from RefSeq and is a predicted model, not a curated record. Lineage: Eukaryota; Metazoa; Chordata; Mammalia; Rodentia; Muridae.